Molecule: messenger RNA, 840 nt
Organism: Clonostachys rhizophaga
Lineage: Eukaryota; Fungi; Ascomycota; Sordariomycetes; Hypocreales; Bionectriaceae
Source: the annotation of a GenBank genome assembly
ACAAUCUCCUCCGAAACGUGGAGAAGGGGCGGAUUUGUACAGUUAAGGGCCAGCCACACCAAAACUUGUUUAGACCCUAUACUGACAUUCCUGAAGGCAAUCGGCGUAAAAGCCUUUCCCAGCCAUGAGCUCGUGCUCCUAUCUCAGGCAGCGGGAUAUGAUUCGAUUUUUGUGGAUCUUGAGCAUUCGAGUUUUUCCAUCAGUGACAGUAGUCGAGUGUGCAGCUCUGCACUAUUAGCUGGCAUCACACCAUUUGUCCGAGUACCUUACCAGUGCGGCAUCGGAUUUGUACAGCAAGUACUCGAUGGUGGUGCGCUGGGGAUUAUCUUUCCACAUGUUAGCACAGUUGAAGAAGCGAAGCAUGCAGUGCAAUGUACCAAGUUCCCACCCAUUGGCAAACGCUCGUUGACAGCCACACUUGUACAAUUCAAGUAUGAACGGAUUGGAGCUAAAGAGGCAAUGCAACAACUGGACAGCUCUGGAUCUACGGUUAUUAUUUUGGUUGAGACUGCUGAGUGCCUUGCAAAUGUAGAUGCAAUCGCAUCGGUGAAUGGUGUUGAUGCCUUACUGCUAGGAGCAAAUGACCUCUCACUGGAGUUGGGGAUCUUGGGUGAAUGGGAGCACCCGAAAUUCCAGGCAGCUCUAGAGGCUGUCGCUGCCGCCGCUAACAGGGCUGGAAAGAUCUUCGGAAUUUGCGGUUUGUAUACUCGACCUGACAUUUGCAAGCAUGCGGUGAAAGAACUGAGAGCGCAAUAUAUCUUGGGACACUUAGAUGUUGGGCUUCUAGCAAUGGCUAUGAAUAGGAAUGUGGAGCUGUUAAAAGAGAUGGAAUAUCAAACU